This is a messenger RNA of Ostrinia furnacalis (Asian corn borer), 2355 nucleotides long. RefSeq lists its product as uncharacterized. The record is from RefSeq and is a predicted model, not a curated record. The transcript has a single exon. Gene Ontology annotation, biological process: epidermal growth factor receptor signaling pathway. Lineage: Eukaryota; Metazoa; Arthropoda; Insecta; Lepidoptera; Crambidae. The annotation marks the transcript as partial. Gene Ontology annotation, molecular function: epidermal growth factor receptor binding; receptor ligand activity.
GCGAGUGAUCGUCGACGUAAAAAAAAGUUAACACAGGAAACAUGUCUGGGCGGACCGCCGACGCGGAUACGAGCAAAGGGUUCCAGUUCGAAAUUCGAAAGCGGUCAUGUCAUCGCCUCUCGGAUUUCGUAUAAGUCACCGUCCAAUGUCAAAAUCGUGCACGUACCGCGAGCGCCGACCCUCCGGAUCGUGCGGAAAAUGCAAUCGUUGGUAGUUUGGUGGGCGGUGGUGUCGGCGGCCUGGGCGCUGGCCGGCGCGUGCUCCAGCUCCAUCUCCAAGCGGCCGGCGCGGCCCGCGCGCCCGCAGCGCCCGCCGCCGCAGCCGCAGCCGCAGCCGCGGCUCAACGUCACCUUCCCCACGUUCAAGUGCGAGCCUGACUACUCGGAGUACUACUGCCUGAACGGCGGAGUGUGUUUCACAGUGGUGAUAUCGGACAGUCCCAUCUACAAUUGCGAGUGCCGGAGCGGGUUCGUGGGCCAACGGUGCGAGUUCAAGGACCUGGACGACUCGUACGUGCUGACGAGCCGGCAGCUGAUGAUGGAGACGGCGUCGAUCGCGGGCGGCGCGACGGUGGCGGUGUUCCUGGCGAUUCUAGUCUGCUUCGGCGCGUGGGUGCGCCUGCACCGGCGGGCCAAGGCGCCGCCGUUCGCGGAGGAGCGCGGCGCCGUGCAGCUGGUGGCCGUGGCGGCGCAGGGCCGCGUGUCGCUGCUGCCGGCGCCCGCGCCCGCCGCGCCGCCGCCGCCUCCGCACUGAUGGACUUGUUGAACUCUGAACCGUGUACAUAUAGAUAGAUUAUGUGUUAAGUUAUGUCGAGAGAACAGAAGAUAUAAGAAAAAUUUAUGUGAUAAUUAUUUUACGAAUCUUAUAAUUUAUUUCGAAGGAAUUUCUUUUGUAUAUACUGAUCGGAUGCCUUUGGAAAUUACUGUUCCAUCGCGGAUACAAAUUUCAGUCUCCCCCCAGUGUUUGUUUGUGAAUCUGUAUUAUUUUGUUCAUAUUCAGUGUAUCGGAUGUGUGAAAGAUGACGACCGUGUACUAUGCUACUCGCUUCAGUAGAGCUGUUGUUAUAUUGUUGUCGGCACUGAGUCGGGGACGGCCGAGCUGCUCGGGCAGGGAAGAGAGGCAAGUCUUUGAUUUUCCUAUUUUGGGAUAUAAAUAGACAGAAUGAAGUCCUGUCUCUCUUGCCAGCGCGUGGCAGCCCGGCCCGCAUGUUAUUGUUUGUUGUGUAGCAGUAAGCACCCGAGUGCCUGCGCAGGCCCGGCCCUGCGCUGUUAGGUAAUGUGAAUCAAUGUUAAUUGUAUUUAUUAGUAUUCCGUUCUAUACCAAUAGAACUGUGAUGAAUUGUAUUUGCGCGCGGCGGACGCGCAGUUCCUAGGGGCGCGAGCCCGCACAUUCCAUCUGUGGAGAGUGUUUGGUGUCAGUAUUAUUUUGUAAUACAAGUCUUAAGCCGGCAGCUUUACUUUAUUUUUUUAAUUUAUACCUGUUAUCCCGCUGGGGUAGUCCUGUAUUAUAUUUGUUUGAAGGCUGAAAUGUGCCCUUGAUGAAAGGCUUUUUGUAAAUAUAGCCUGUGUAGGUAUUUAUUAGAUAUUUAUGAUCGUUUAUUUAUUGACUGCUUUAUUUAGUUAAUCUUGAUCAGUCUCAUGGGCCGCCUAACCAUAAGGUUGCAUUUUCAUUUCACCUGCUAAGCACGGCCUCGCCUAUUUCCUAUUGUAAUCUCAUUAUGAAUCUCAAUUAUGUCAUUGUAUCUUGUAAAAAAAUUGAAACAUAACAUUGGAUGGUGUUAAAACUGCUCCUGCAGUGUAAACUGUCAUAGUAUUUGUUAUAAAGGCAUUAUGAAUGUACCUAAUAAAAUAAUAUUGUACUGCCAAUCUUGCUUGUAAAUUGUAUCACCUAAUGUAGUCUAAAACCAGUGCCUAUUAUAUUGUAAUCUUGCAUAUACUGGAGCUCUCUAUUUAGUGUAUUGUAUUGUUAUUGGCAGUUUAGACUGUGAGGGCCACAAAAAAAUAGCAAACGUUAAUAAUAGGCUGUGACAUCACAGAGUAUAGGCCAGGGGCGGGGGUCGAUAGUUUGAUUUUAUAAUAGACCAGUGGCCCCCGUGGCUGUUUCAUGAGUUGACUGCGUGGCCCCCCCGGCCCCUGGCGCGCGUGCCACAACUGUCGGUGUUGUUAUGGUGACAGACAAGUCCUAUGUUGUAUAUUGAUUCAUAUGAGAUUGUUUAUAUGAACAUUCCAAAGUAUUUGUAAAAUAUUACCUACAUCGCUAAUAAUUUUGAUCUAUCUGUUAAGACGCUACAUUGUUAAUUAUACAGUUUUCUAUUGAUCAUUUGUUAAAAGAAAAUUAUACGAAACUAAAUCCUUA